UUCUCUGUUACUGCUUCAGAAUCAGUGGUGAUAAUGGGCAAAAGUAGGCGUAAACAGAAGGUUAUACCUCCACCGCAGCUUCCGCCGGAUGUACCCGAAGAGGAUAUUGAGUUUUCCGACGAGGAUUUGAAGUACGUCGAAGAGAACACUGAAUACGCCCGAUUCGUCUCUCGUCUUGACACCGCCGCUAUCGAUAAGCAAUGCGGUGGUAGAGUAAAGACAGUGGAGGAUAAGUAUGAAGAAGAAAGAUCAAAGAAGAAGACACUCCAGGAAGAGAAAGGGAAUGGCGAGAUUCUAGUGGAUCCUGUUGAUGUGCUCCCUGUCAAGACUUUAGAUGGAAAACUCCACUAUCGAACAGAGUCAAAGAAGUCAAAACUAGCUGAAGCCGACACAGAUGAAUUAGAGAAGGAUGUUCUUGAUGAUGAAAAUAUAUUGAACAAAUCUCAAAGGAGAGAAAAAGCUAAAAAGAGUAAAAGGGAGGCAAAGAAACAUGAGAAGGAUUUUCCUAAUGAGAUUUUACAAGAGGAAGAAACUCCCCAAGCCGCAGUUCUGGCUGAAGUGAAAGAAGAACUAUCUGCUGCAGAGACAUUUGAAAAUAAGAAAAAUAAACUCGCGGAAUUGGGAAUGCUACUACUUUCUGAUCCUGAGGCAAACAUAAAAUCUUUAAAGGAAAUGUUAGAUAUCUGCAAGGAUGAGAAUACGAAGAUUGUGAAACUUGGCUUGUUAUCUCUGUUGGCCGUAUUCAAAGAUAUUAUUCCUGGCUAUCGGAUUAGACUUCCUACAGAAAAGGAGCUUGAGAUGAAGAUCUCAAAGGAAGUGAAGAAAACUCGGUUCUAUGAGUCUACUCUAUUAAAAGCGUACAAGUCAUAUCUGCAGAAGUUGAUUAGAUUUGAAAAACUGUCAGUAUAUAACCAAAUUGCCAAUCGGUGCCUUUGUACAUUGCUGGAAGCAGUUCCUCACUUCAACUACCGUGAUAACCUGUUAAUUGCUGUUGUCAGAAAUAUCAGCUCCCCAGAUGAAGUCGUAAGGAGACUCUGUUGCUCUACUAUCAGGUCUCUUUUCUCAAAUGAAGGGAAACAUGGUGGUGAGCUGACUGUGCAAGCUGUACGCUUGAUUGCUGAUCAUGUCAAAGCUCACAACUGCCAACUUCAUCCUAAUGCUAUCGAGGUGUUCAUGUCCAUUCGCUUUGACGAGGAUAUCGGAAAGCGUGACAAAGAGGAUGAACAUAACAAGAAAUAUAAGAAAAAUAAUAAAAGAAAAGCCCAGGAGGAGCAAAAUCAAGUGCAGGAAAAUGAGAGGAAGAAAUCAAAGCAAGAAAUGAUGUCUAAGAUCAGAGACGAGGUUUCUGCUGAUUACAGAGGAGUUACCUAUGAACCGGAUGCUAAGGAGCGGCGAAAGAUGCAGACAGAGACACUUUCUGCUGUUUUUGAGACCUAUUUCCGUAUCCUGAGAAACACAAUGUAUACAAUUGGCGAAAGAACAGAAGAAAAUCCAACUUCAAAUCCGGGUGCCUUUGGAUCACACCCUUUGCUUGCUCCAUGCUUGGAUGGGUUGGCAAAAUUCACCCAACAACUGGACUUGGACUACAUCGGAGAUCUAAUGAACUAUCUAAAGAAGCUUGCUUCUAGCAGUAGCGUCUCCAACAACACAAAGCAGAAAAACUCAAAACUCUUGACAGUAUCUGAACGCCUUAGGUGUUGCCUUGUCGCCUUCAAAGUCAUGAGGAGCAACUUAAAUGCCUUGAAUGUUGACUUGCAAGACUUCUUUGUCCAACUUUACAACCUCAUUCUUGAGUACCGCCCUGGAAGAGAUUCAGGUGUAGUCUUGGCUGAGUCUCUGAAGAUAAUGUUGUGCGACGACAGACAUCAAGACAUGCAAAAAGCAGCCGCAUUUGUAAAACGUUUAGCCACAUUCGCGUUAUGCUUUGGAUGUGCCGAAUCUAUGUCUGCGCUAGUCACUUUGAAAACGCUGCUUCAGAAGAACGUGAAAUGCAGAAACCUUCUAGAGAACGAUGCUGGAGGCGGCUCUGUUUCUGGUUCAAUUGCAAAAUAUCAGCCGUAUGCAACAGAUCCUAACCUAAGCGGGGCCUUAGCAACAGUGCUUUGGGAACUCAGUCUCUUGAGCAAACAUUAUCAUCCGGCGAUCUCAACAAUGGCCACAACAGUCUCCAACAUGAACACUUCUCAAAGCCAAACAUUUCUGUCUGCAGUGACUCCACAACAGGCUUUUGCAGAUUUCUCUCUUGUAAAGGAAUCGUUUGAGCUUAAGAACGAGUCUCGGAAACUGAACAAACGGAAACGAGAGAGUUUGCCUGAAGAAGCAAAGAAUGUUCCGGAAAUCGACAUGGUUAAGCUCAGCAAGAAAUUGAAAGAGAACUUUACUAUUCUUCUAGAUAUAAAAGAGGACGAGAGAGAGAGAAUGGAGUUGCAGUCUGAGAAGAAAAAACCAUUGAAGAAACAGAAUAACGUGGUGAAGAAGAAACUUAAGAACCCUAAAUCCAAAAAGAAAAUUUGAUAGGCUUUUUGUCUUAUUCUCCCUUUAAAGGUUAUAUACAUUGCGUAACUUAAAACGCAUCAGUUAAUGUUGUUCAUUCUAAAUUUUGAAUACAUUUUUGUUAGAGUGACAUUUUUUGUCAACAAGAAAAGUAUUUUUAUUCA
Molecule: messenger RNA, 2657 nt
Organism: Arabidopsis arenosa
Lineage: Eukaryota; Viridiplantae; Streptophyta; Magnoliopsida; Brassicales; Brassicaceae
Source: the annotation of a GenBank genome assembly